AUAACUAAAUGCGAAUGAGUUAGUAAUGCAAUGAUGAUAAAUAUGACCAUUAGCGAUGAUGUAAAUUGUAAUAGUAUGAAAGAUGACGCUAAUAUUUCUAAUGCGAUUCUAACGUACAGCAGUAGGACAUAUGAUAAAUACUCUUCUAUAGUUUGAUUAUGGUUUAUACUUUUAACUUUACAUCAAGCAGCUAAUAUAUCAGAAUUUUUAGUUGACUUCUUUGUCAACUUCUAAGCUUGAAUAUGGUCUCAUCACAUAAAGAGGAUGAUGAACUGCCGGAUAAAAAUGUAGCAAGAGAUUUCUAUGCAAAAUAUGAACCAAAAGAAGUACUUGGAAGAGGUGUAAGCAGUACUGUGAGACGCUGUGUAGAAAAAGACACUGGGAAAGAAUAUGCUGCCAAGAUCAUUGACAUAAGUGCUGAUAUUGAUGAUUCAAGUGGAAGUCUAAGAGAGGCUACACUACGAGAAAUUCAUACGCUCAAACUUGUGGCUGGUCAUCCUUAUAUAAUUGAGCUUCACGAUGUUUUUGAAUCAUCAACAUUCAUUUUCCUUGUCUUUGAAAUAUGUAAAAAUGGUGAGCUGUUUGAUUAUCUCACAAAUGUUGUUGCCUUAUCAGAAAAGAAAACAAA
Molecule: messenger RNA, 628 nt
Organism: Stegodyphus dumicola
Lineage: Eukaryota; Metazoa; Arthropoda; Arachnida; Araneae; Eresidae
Gene: PhKgamma
Product: phosphorylase kinase gamma
Biological process (GO): glycogen metabolic process; protein phosphorylation
Cellular component (GO): phosphorylase kinase complex
Molecular function (GO): calmodulin binding; ATP binding; phosphorylase kinase activity
Source: RefSeq, a predicted model, not a curated record